ACCAUGGCAGCCAUGUCGCGAGGCCCGACCACCAUGCCGGCUGCAAAGUCAGCUGCGAAGCCUAAAUCGAAGCUGCGUGCACCAAAACGAGUCAAAGGCGGCACCGAAUCGACUCGAAACCAUGUCUUCAAGGGCUUCUCGCAGCGCAUCGCUCAGCUCAAGAUUGAACCGGUUCGCCGCGGCCGUAGCACUAUCCUCGACGAUGCCGAACUCGACUCUACCUUUUCCUAUUUCAGAGACUCCUUGCUGGAAUGGAGGGAGCUCAACAUGUCCGAAGGCUUCACCAUGUUCGCCCGCAAAGUCGCGCCACUUUGCGACAGCCUCCCGCAGGUUCUCCACCACAGCGACCGUAUCCUGGCACUGCUCGUAGAGUACAUUGAAAAAGGGGAAAAGUUCAGCCAGGAGCCACUGCUCAGUCUCAUGGCGCACCUUGCGCAUGACCUGGGCGAGAAGUUCGAAAAAUACUUCGAGACGGCGGUCAGGACAGUGUCCAGUUUGGCAGCAAGACAUGCGGAUGUGGAGGUCAUUGAGUGGAGUUUCGGGUGCUUGGCCUGGCUGUUCAAGUAUCUGUCAAGACUUCUGGUGCCAGAUCUGAGGCCCGUCUUCGAUCUAAUGUCGCCUCUGUUGGGGAGACAACACCAAAAGGCCUUCGUAUCACGCUUCGCGGCCGAGUCACUCAGCUUCCUGAUCCGUAAGGCUGGCGCCGGAUACCACAGGGACAAGACGCCUCUACAGUUAAUCAUCAGACAUAUCUCGCAGCUGCUGAGGGACCUGCAGGAGUCUGGCAUGGAUACCGAAUUUCAGCAAGGCCUCAUGUUCCUCUUUACAGACUCAUUGAAGGGCGUGGGCCGAGGUUUUCACUCCAGUGCUAUGGUUAUACUGCAGGAACUGUUGGCAGAGACGUACAAUGUUGCCCAUAUCAAUCUCCGGACCCCACCCCUCGAACCGGUCUUAGUCGGCGUUGCUACCGCGAGCAUUCAUCACUCGGAUGCUGAGAGCUUCAAACCAUUGCUGGAUGUGAUCCUUGCACAAAUUCGCUCCGUCUCAUCCGAUCUACGCUACUUGGGACUAUCAUCUCGCAUAUUGCUUGUGGUUUGCGGCGUACGCAAUGGCACCCGGGUAGCUGACUGGAUGUUUGUGCUAGGCACAAUCAGCUUACUACUUGAUGCAGUCAAGCAAUCACUCGAACUCGACACCACCGAUGCAUGGGAGCUUCUAUCGGCAGUGGUCGUAGUGUUCCAAUACUGUGCGUUAGACGCUGCUAUUCCUCAUGAGAAACUCCUCGAGGGGCUAUCAAGGGGUCAAUGGGAAAGAUUCUUCCUACCCUUCUGCAAUCUUUUCGCCGAUCUUGGUGCGGAGAGGUUUAGGACAUUGCUUCUACCGUAUUUUAAAAGAUUUGUUGCGCACAAAGCGCACGACUAUGGUACGGAGCUCUGCGUUAUCCUACCCCAACUUUGCCAGAGCGGAGUUGUGUCAACCGGCACCUUGCAACCUUCAGAGCGUUGGCAAGCACACUUGAAUAGGCCUUUCGAAAAGCUCAUUCAGCCUUGUAGUAACCACGCGGAGCUUGUGAAUACUACCUACUAUUGUAACGCUCUGCUGGACACAAUAGACCUACUCGGCAUAACGCAGGAGAAUAUCCACAGUAUAUGGGAUUCUCUGGGAGAGUUGGUCAAACGUACCAUUAAUGCAGAUAAUGCGGAAUCGGUCGACACGGUUGAUGCAUUUGCAACCGGGAACGGCCUGCACUUUCUUAUCGAGAAGAACAAUGAUCGCAGUCUCGCAGUCAAUCUCUGGCCUUCGCUUUGUCAAGCAUCGGGCCUGUACGGGCAUUCCAUAUCCUUUUGGCGUGCUAUACGUACCUUAAUGGAGCGAGAGAAGGCAAAUUUACUUCUGGAAGGGCUGCACAUGGAGCCAUUAAAACGAGCGCUUAUGCAAUGCCUCAGAUCGCCAUCGCACGAUAUGAGGCUCACGGCUAUCUACAUCCUGGAGAUCAUCGCAGGUCGGAGUGAAGAGCUACGAAAUGUCAUCUCUGUAGCCAUGAUGAUCGAGCAGACACCGUUAGACCUUGGGAAUCAGCGAUCCAUUGCGAUGCGCGUAGGACAACUCGCGAGGCUGUACCCCUCGUUAUGUAACGACGAGUGGAUCGGGGAGGCAAUACCCACUUUCUGCUUCGGGCUUCUAUACGUACGACUAGCCUCUGUAUGGGAAGACACUUGCUCCGCCCUAAAGGUAAUGUGUGGCACAAACAAAGGAGAAAGAAUUGUCGUCCAGGUCGCCUUCGAGUGGCUAAGUAAACCUGAAAACCUGGAUUAUGCUACGAGCAGGGCGAACGCGGGUGCCUCCGCACAGCGACGAUACGUGACGGAAUUUGAGUGUACCAAUCUCGUGCAACUACAGGAACAGAUCAUCAGUAACCAAGCCCGCGCGGACGAUAUCGAAGACCAACUGAACACUAUUUUCGACGAAAGACACGUCAGGGUACCAUUCUCUAAUGUUUUCAGCAGAACACAAGCUCUACGGUUACUAAACUCUUUACCGCAUCUUGCGGAGAAGCGCUCGCGUCUACUUGUCCCCGUUCUCCUCGAUUGGGCCUUGGACCAGCGCACGCCGGAGCCCCAGGAUGACGAUAUAUCCACAGAAGAUGCUCUCUUGCAUGAUCGCUGGUCGCGGAAAGAUCAGAAAGCCAUGUUAUCUCUCUUCGCCAAGUUCACCAACCCCAAAGUCCUCUAUCGAUCCGACGAAGUCCACGAAGCUCUUCUUGCGCUACUGAGCAACGGUGAUAUUGAGAUCCAAAAAGCAGCGCUACAGGCGCUCUUUACUUGGAAGGAGCCCGCUAUUGCAUCAUGUCAAGAAGACUUGCUCAACCUUUUGGAUGAUGCUCGAUUCCGCGAUGAGCUCCCAGUGUUCCUAAGUGAGGGAAAGCUUCAGGAUGAGGACUCUGAUCAGGUGCUCUCAAUCGUCCUCCGAUUGCUUUAUGGUAAGGUCAUCGCUGGAAAGAAGGGGCUUGAGUCCAAGAGGAAGGCUGUUUUUGUUGGACUUAAGAAUAGGUUCGGAGACGGAGCCAUACACCAGUUCCUGAGUAUCGCAUUCGGGGUUCUGGGCGGUAUAUCCGUUCUACAGGAUGCUACUCUCGACGAGGAGCUCUUACAGAAGGAAUUGGUGGAUACCCGGAAGCAGCUCGGUAUGCUGAACAUGUUGGACGACCUACUGAGUACUUUCCAAACCACCUUCGAGCCGUUCACCGUCACCGUCGUGAACCCCAUCCUAUAUUGCGCCAUCAAAGCCUCUCGAGAUUUGUCAACCCUUGGCGAGGGCGAAGCUGACGAAGGUCGAACCAUGAAAACAUCUUUGCUCAAGACAGUCCGUAAACAUGCACUUCAAAUAUUGAGCAGGCUAAUCGAAGCUUGCCCCGAGUUUCCUUGGCAGCCGUACAGUUCCAUCAUGGUCAAGGAACUUGUCGAUCCCCGGCUCGAACAGUUGCCUAUCGAGACAGCUCAAUCGGUAUCCGGCCAGCUUCAAUUUUUCGCCGCUUGCUCAAAGUCUCCAUUCACAGCUCCGUUUCUAGUCGAACACAACCCGGACAUUCUGGUAAAGGCUAUCGAUUGCCUAGAAGUUCCAUCAGCCAAGGACGAAGUGAAGUGUUUCGUUAUGGAUGACAUUAUCCGGAACAUAGUUAGUCUCGUUACCACAGAGGAUGAAACAGCAACAACAGACUCAAAGCUCCUUCGCAACCGCAUACACAUGGAUCUCAUCCAGCCUUACUCCGUUGCGAUCCUCAAUCGAGUCGGCCGUUUGCUUCGCCAGAGCCCCAGUAAAGAGGUGCUUGAGUCUGGAGUUCAGACGGUUGCGGACUUGGCCCCUCAUGUCGUUGGCUCGACGGAGUCUCGCAGUAUGAUCGAAAUCUCGACGUUCCUCCUUCGUCAGCCGUCCAAGCGCGUGAAUCCCCGGACGAAAAUGGGGUUGCUCAAAAUACUGCACGAGUUCAUUCAGCGCAGCGACAGCGAGAGCAUCAGCACGCUCUUCGCUACCAUUUAUGAUGCCGUCUGCCCCAUGUUUGCUUUCGUUCAAGAUCGAACAGCAAGGUCAUUACUUUGCAACGUUAUCAAAGAUCUCGCGGAUACCAAAGAGGAGCUCGUAGCGAUCGCAAGCCUUUGUCACGAUCUGAACUCAUUUGCGACGGGACGAUUGGAUGAACCUGACUUUGAGCGCCGAUCGCGGGCAUUCAAUUCGAUCAACGAGGAAGGAUUUCGUUCGUACUCCAUCAUGCAGUGGAAGCCUUUGGUCCACAACAUGUUAUACCUUGUCAAGGAUAAUGAUGAGCUCAGCAUCCGGGUCAAUGCGUCCUUGUCACUUCGUCGCUUUAUCGAAGUUUCAGCGAGUGAUGAGCUUAAAGAGUUUCUCUCAGCGGCAGUUCUACCUGGAAUUCAGCACGGCAUGCGGGAAACAUCGGAACUUGUCCGAAUCGAGUUUUUGGCUGUACUCGAGCACUUGGUGAAGACGCUUCAAGACUGGGCUCCCGUAGCCGAUCUGCACAUCCUGCUCUCAGAAGAUGAGGAAGCCUCGUUCUUCAGCAACAUCUUGCAUAUCCAGGGUCAUCGCCGGUUAAGGGCUCUGCGUCGGCUAGCCGCUAAUGCUUCCUAUCUUCGAGGCGGGAACAUCUAUCACAUCAUGAUACCACUUCUUGAACACUUCGUUUUCAACAAGGCUGAUGACGAGAGUGCAGACAGCUUAUUAGGCGAAACCAUUAAAACUCUCACUGCUUUGACUGAGGGUUUGGAGUGGCCUCAGUUCCGGUCUUUGCUCAAAAGGUACAUCGGUUAUCUUACUAGCAAAGAAGACCUGCAGAAGCCCAUCAUAAAACUCAUUGCAGGCCUUAUGGACGGGUUGAACCGAGCAGGGCGCGCUAAAGGUUACAUCACCGUAGUGGACCCCGGACCCAAUGACCUCAGUGCCCCCGAAUCCACUGAGGUCACGGAAGCUAUGGAUGUUGACACACCCUUAUCAACACUCACGAAAACUCUUCCGCAGCAGGAAAAGCUGACCAAAGAUCUUAUUGAUAACUUUCUACCCAACCUGAUCGAAUUCCUGCAUAAGAAAGAUGAAGCAACCGUCAGCCUACGAGUACCGAUCGCAAUUGCUGUCGCGAAGGUUCUCCUCGUGCUUCCGCCACCGGAGAUUGAGACACGCUUGCCGGCAGUCCUUCUAGACAUCUGCUACAUCCUAAAGAGUCGUGCCCAGGAGAGUCGAGAUAUGUCAAGAACUACACUCAGCGACAUUGCUACACUCAUGGGGCCAAGCUAUCUGGGUUUUAUUCUCAAGGCUUUACGAACUGCUCUCCAACGUGGCUAUCAGCUACAUGUUCUCUCAUUCACGCUCCACCAUAUCUUAGUCAAAUUGGCCGAUCAAAUGAAGUCAGGUGAUCUUGACUAUUGUCUUGCUGAAAUCGUUGAUGUCAUUAUGGAUGACACCUUUGGUGUUACCGGACAGGAGAAGGACGCAGACGAAUACAUUAGCAAGAUGAAAGAGGUGAAGAGCAGCAAGAGCUUCGACUCCAUGGACAUUGUAGCCCGGUCCGCUACUCCUGCGCACAUUAUAAAGCUGGUCCUUCCCAUCAGAUCUCUCCUCAUCGAGAGGCUCAAUUCAAGAAUGGUGCAAAAGAUUGACGAGCUACUUCGACGCAUUGGGCUCGGCGUCCUCCAAAAUCCAACCGUCCAUAGCAGGAAUAUACUGGUGUUCUGCUAUGAGCUGAUUCAGGAGGUUUACAGCACAAGCGCUUCCACCGAUAGGAAGCUGAAGAUUGAUCCUAAGAACAAGCGAUAUUUUGUCAACAACAGAGGAGCAGCCAAGUCCGGCGCUCGUCUUUCAACAUCGUCCUACUUGUACAAGAUGAUCCGAUUCGGCCUAGACAUUCUGCGGACGGUGCUGCGCAAACAUGACGACCUUCAGACCCCUCAGAAUCUGGCUGGCUUCUUGCCAAUCAUAGGCGAUGCCAUGGUACAAGGACAGGAAGAAGUACAGGUGUCGGCUGUCCGUCUUCUCACGACUAUCAUCAAAGUGCCCAUGAUGGAGCUGGACAAAAACUGCCCCGUGUACAUUGAUGAGGCGAUGCGUGCUAUCAAAGGUGCGUUGUCGUCGAACACCGAGCUUGCCCAGGCGUCCUUGAAGCUGGUGUCAGCCGUGCUACGCGAAAGGCCAAACGUGGAGGUCAAAGAACGAGAUGUUGGACACCUCCUCAAGCGCAUGUUGCCCGACCUAGACGAGCCCGACCGUUCGGGUGCCACUUUCGGCUUCCUCAAAGCUGUCAUGAACCGCCGCUUCGACGUUCCGGAGAUGUACGAAGCCAUGGACAAGGUCGCAGAGAUGAUGAUAACCAAUCAGACAAAAUCCGCACGAGACAUCGCCCGUAGUCACUACUUCCAGUUCUUAACUUCAUAUACGCAGAGCGAGAAUCGGUUCAAGAAGCAGAUGGAGUUCCUGCUGAAGAACCUGCGGUAUGAGCACAUCGAGGGCAGACAGUCGGUCAUGGAGGCUCUGGAUCUUGUCGUUACUAAAGCCCUUCCGAGGUUCCCGGAGAAAGCGCAGUACGAAUAUCACGGCAUGUUGUACCUCCCACUGAUCAAUACCCUCGCGAACGAUGAUUCGAGCAAGUGCCGUGAGUUGGCUAGCCUCCUUGUCAAGAGGCUAUUCCAGCAUGCAAGCGACAAGCGGCUGCAGAACUUUGCGGCGGACCUCAAGACUUGGUUGGAACAGGACGAGAAUGUAGGGCUGAAGCGACUUGGCAUCCAGUGUUGGGGAUUCUACUUUGAAGCUUUAGACGGUGAGGCGCCGAAGGAGCUGUCGUACGUCCUGGACCGACUGGAUGCGACGAUCGACAAGUGUCUGUCACGACGCGACGAAGAUGAUUGGGAGCUGCUCUACUACUCUCUUACCUUGCUUUCAAAGGUGUGCAAAAAGUAUGCGGACAUCAUGUUCUCUUCCAGCAAGGACAGCCUAUGGACUGCGGUCCAAGCGAGCGCAACCUACCCACACCUGUGGGUCAAGCUCAAGGCUGCUGAAUUGUUGGGAACGUAUUUCGCUCAUCUUGGUAUUUCAAACAAGGAUACUGGCCUGAACGCGCUGCCCCUGGCAGGAUCUGGUGGUCUGCAACUCGCGGAGCAGAAUAUGAUCCAGCUAUCGAACGCCUUCCUCAAGAAUCUGCUCAAUCCGGACGUCACCGAACAGCUCUGCUUGCAAAGUGUCAAGAACACUGCAUUUCUGGCGCGAUGUCUGGCCGUCAAUGGAGCAAAAUGGCAAUGGCACAAAGUCGACGAUGAGGAAGAGGAGGACGUGGUGGAAGAAAAUGGAGCUGCGAACGGCGAUAUACCAUCCUCAGAUGAGGACUUUGGCGGUUUCUCACCUCCCCCGGAGUCCACUAAAACCAAGAGCAACACUGCACCCCCAGCAGCGAUUCAUCGCCUCAUGAUUCGCCUCUCCGGCAUCGUCCGCCGCGACACAAGCUCGCUAACUGCCAAAACUGCAACGCUAUCCCUCCUCGAAACAAUCGCCUCUAAAUUCCCCUUGGAACCUCUCGGUACUUCAAUCCCCCACCUCCUCGCUACUCUUAACACCCUCGUCGACCCUGUGACAACCGUCCCGCGCUCCUUCACCCAGGCCACGACACUCAACGAGCCCAACGACGCGUACAAGUCCCUCAUUGAUAAAGCAAGAGAGAUUAUGAACGUACUGCAGAAGCGCAUGGGUACGCAGGAGUACCUGGCGGUGAUGAGUGAGGUGCAGAAAGCGGUCAGAGAGCGGAGGGAGGAGAGGCGUAGGAAAAGGAAAGUCGAUGCUGUGGUGGAUCCGGAGAAGUUCGGUAAGGAGAAGAGGAGGCGAAACGACGUGAAGAGGGUUAAGAGGAAGGAGAAAGGGCUUGAGAACCAGGGGAGGAGGAGGGGAUGGUAGGCAGGCCGAUCGAGCAUUUUAGAGCAUUUUGGGCGUUUGAGUGGGAAAAGUUAGCCUGGGAUAUGUCGCCACUAUGUAUAGGCUGUAGGGUUGAGUAUAAAGAUUCAGGAUGAUACCUAUCCAAACUAUUGAUUCUCUUACAGCGACAAUGC
Molecule: messenger RNA, 8096 nt
Organism: Cucurbitaria berberidis CBS 394.84
Lineage: Eukaryota; Fungi; Ascomycota; Dothideomycetes; Pleosporales; Cucurbitariaceae
Exons: 2
Coding region: 4-7944 (2646 amino acids)
Cellular component (GO): small-subunit processome; nucleolus; 90S preribosome
Source: RefSeq, a predicted model, not a curated record